Molecule: messenger RNA, 1134 nt
Organism: Colius striatus (speckled mousebird)
Lineage: Eukaryota; Metazoa; Chordata; Aves; Coliiformes; Coliidae
Gene: HSD17B2
Product: hydroxysteroid 17-beta dehydrogenase 2
Exons: 5
Coding region: 1-1134 (377 amino acids)
Molecular function (GO): oxidoreductase activity
Source: RefSeq, a predicted model, not a curated record
AUGGAUGCUGUGGCAGGCAGCCCCCUGGGAUGGCUCUGUGCGGGUGUCACUGUGCUUUUUGGGGUGACCCUACUCUGCACAGCCAAGAGGAACCUGAUGGAGAAAGCAAACGUGCUGGUCUGGAGCCUCCUGCCCGCCUCCCUGGGGCUGCUGUGCGUGGCCCCGCUGGGCGCUGGUGGGGGGCUGGGGGUGUUCUGUGCCACAUACCUGCUCUCCUCCCUGUACCUGGGGGGCCGGGUGCUGCUGCCCGUGGGUGACAAAGCUGUGCUCAUCACAGGAAGCGACACUGGGAUUGGACAUGCGUUGGCUAAAUACCUGGACAAGUUAGGUUUUGUUGUGUUCGCUGGGGUUUUGAAUGUGAAUGGGCCUGGAGCUGAGGAACUCAAACAGACCUGUUCUCAGAGACUCUCCCUGCUGCAGCUGGAUAUAACCAGUGCCACCCAAGUCAAGGAGGCCUAUGUGAAAGUCUCAGAGAAGGUGAAAAAUACAGGACUCUGGGGAGUCGUGAACAACGCAGGCAUCCUGGGCUUCCCAGCUGAUGGUGAGCUGCUUCCCCUCAGCAUGUACAGGCAGUGCAUGGAGGUCAACUUCUUUGGGGCUGUAACUGUGUCCAAGACUUUCCUACCAUUACUUCGGAAGUCUCAGGGGAGGCUGGUUAACAUGUCCAGCAUGGCAGGAGGCAUUCCGCUGCCGAGGUACGCUGCCUACGGAGCAUCCAAAGCGGCUCUCUCCAUGUUUUCCGGAGUAAUGAGGCAAGAGCUUUCCAAAUGGGGAAUUAAAGUUGCUGCAAUUCAUCCCUCAGGCUUCCGAACAGGUAUACAAGGCACAUCUGACCUGUGGGAUAAGCAUGAAAAGGAGCUGAUGGAGAAGCUCCCAGCAGACACGAGGCAAGCCUAUGGUGAGGAUUACCUCCUGGGGCUGAGGAGCUACCUGCUGCGCAUUCCCACGUACUGUGACGCCGACCUCUCCCCUGUGCUGGCUGCUGUCCUGCACGCUCUGCUGGCCAAGAGGCCACGGGCCUUGUACACACCAGGCAAAGGGGCUUGUGUGCUCCUCUGCAUCUUCUGCUACUUCCCUCUCUGGUUCUAUGACUUCUUCAUUAGUAAGCUGAUGAAUCUGUCCCAAGGGCGCUGA